AUGCUGCUGAAGCUCAAGCGACUGCAAGAUACGAGCAAGAACUUCUGUAUCCUCUUGAGAGGGAAGGUUGGACAGAUGCUGAAAGAUGCUUUGCAGGAGAAGGAUGUCAACCGAUUGUGCGAGGUGGCCAACAACGCGCUCAGUUACGGGGGCAGUUCUUUGAUGGGCGUGGAGCUGUAUUGCGAGAUGUUCAGUCGAUACCUUAAAGAUUACGCCUCCGUCUUUGGCGACAGACGAGAUGAGGCCCUAUUUGGCGGUUGUGAAGUACGUGGCUCGAAAUGCGUGUACAGGGAGAGGACCUCCAAGGAGCCAGACUUCGCACCGCGGUUCAAUCAGAAUACUCUCUACUAG
Messenger RNA from Symbiodinium natans, 351 nucleotides. The record is from the annotation of a GenBank genome assembly. NCBI's taxonomy places the organism in Eukaryota, Dinophyceae, Suessiales, Symbiodiniaceae.